AUGCAAUCCAUAUUACAACCUUCCAAGUGCAAAUGCUAUGAUUUAACCUUACCAGAUAUAAACGAUAAUACAGAUGUUGAUAUUAACAAGUUAACUGAUCUAGAAAAAGCUAAGCUAACGCUAAAUUUAAGAACCGGUGCAGCUGUUAAUUUAUUUAGAUCAAAUUUUUUUGUUAAUGGAGGGCUGACAAUUCCAUUAAAUUUGAAGGAAUAUACAUUGAAACAAAUUUAUCAAGAAUUAAUACGAUACUUUAGUAUAAAAAAAACUGCAGAAAAAAAUUCUAGGGCAAACUCUAAUAAAAGGAAAAAUAGUUCUACCAUACAGUUGUACCAAGAUGAUGAUUAUUAUAAUAUCGACAUUAUACCAGAUCUACAUUCUUAUAUUUCCAGUGAAACAUUUAAUCUGGAUCUUGUUGAGAGAACUUGGGUGAGAGUGUCAACUACUGUUGUAAAUAACUCAGAAAACACAGGCCCCUUCUUCAAACCAAGAAUUUUGCAUACAAUCUGCUAUACAAAUGCAUACCUAUAUUUAUUUGGUGGACUGACUAUAUCAGACGGUGAUCCGAAAAUCUUAGUACCUUCAAAUGAGCUUUGGAAACUUAAUUUACAAACUAAAAAAUGGUCUUUAGUCGCAAAGGAUUCAAAUAUACCUGCGAGAUUUAGUCAUACUAUGGUUGUAAAAUAUGAAGAUGAUGACUCACAUGAUACAAAAUUAGUUAUUAUAGGCGGCUUAACUCAUUACGAUGUUCCUUUAUUUCAUAUCGACUGCUUCAAUCUUGUCAGCGAUAAAUGGGAAUAUCCAGAAACUAAUACUUCAAACUUAGUAAACAUAGAUCACAAACCUGUAUCAUUGAUAAAUGGGAAAACGUUUAUCGAAAUUGUUCAAGAUAACAAGGCAAAUGUGCCAACUAUUGUAUUUUACAAACCACUAGAAACCGCCGAAGACAAUGAUUCCUUAAUUGAUAAAUAUUUGGCUCCCUUUGCAGCACAGCCAAUCAUUACCAAUUCGAAGGGUAUGAGAUUAGAUGUUAAGUUCGAGCAAUUCGGUAGUGUUCGAAAAAUUCCGUACCAAUUACAAAUGCCAAUGGGCGCAUCUUUUGUAAAUAAUAUUGUUUUGGCUGGAUAUUUUAAAAAUUAUAAUAUGAAAAAUUUUCAUUGUUUGUGUUAUAACAUUCAAUCCAAAAAAUACAUUAAGUUAAAUAUUAAUUGUCCAGCAAUAACGAAGCAUCAGCACAGGUAUUGGAAAUUAUUUAUUUGGAAAUCUCACCAACAACUUAUUUUCUUUGGUUCAAAAUAUAUUGAUAAAUACUUACCGUCUGUUCAGAAAUUUGAUCAUAUAUUGGUUUCAAAUUUACCAAUUGCUAAUAUCUAUAAUCUAUCGAGUAAUUUCAACUGUAGAACCAAUAAUAUUCUUCAACAGAAAUUACCAUUAACCUCAUUAGAAAGUUUUUCAAACCCUAAUUAUAAUAAUUUUACAUUGUCUACUAAUACCUCAAAUACUAAUAGCAAUGAACUUAAUUAUCGUAGUACAAGUUUUACUAAUGUGGAAAUUCCAAACUUAAACUAUGGCACAACAACUCGUAGCAGCAGCACAACAAGUAAUAUCAGUAACACAGAAAAUCAUAAGAAAUAUGAAUUUUCUCAAUUUGAAAACUAUGUAAAAUACAUGACACCUUCUACCGAUUAUUCUUCUUUAGGGGCCGUUUUCCCAACAUAUUCAAUGGUUUUAGGUAAAGAUUUAAUGGAAAUUUUCGGACAAUCCGUCUCUGAUUUCUCUUUUAAAUCUUUGGAUGGUGAUUUGAUACCUAUUCCAAUAUAUUUGUUAAGGAAACGAUGGGGUAGAUAUUUUGACAUGCUCUUUGCUCAUUCUUACAAUGAAGUUUUGAAAGAUUAUGAUAAUAACGAUGAAUCAAAUUUUAUAUCAAGCUCAGCCUCAAUUCUAACGUCAAAUAUCGAUACCAGUAAUUCUUCCCCUAAAUUCUCGCUUCUAUCCUCACACUCUAAUCCAGAUCUUCUAAGUUGUGAAAAAGCAAGACCUAGAUCAAGAGGAGUAUCUAUUACAUCAUCAAAUUAUUCUAAUAGAGAUUCAUUUUCGAGUACUAGUAAUCCGCGCUCUAUGAGAAACAGUCUCAUCAUGUCAAGCUAUUCACCUAGGAAGGCUUCGAUCGAUAGUUAUCAUUAUAGCACUGCAUCAAAUAAUCUUGCUGUUCCAACAAGUAAUAAUAGUAAUAGCAACAAUAGCAACAACGGCAACAAUAAUAAUAGUAGUACCUUCUCAUCUCCAAUUAGAAACCCAAGUUUAUCUAAAUUAAAUGCAAUUGCAAAUAUGCCAAAUAUUUCCCCAAAAUCGACAAUUGCUAAUACUAAUAUUCCCACUACAAUGCCAAAUAUUCCAACAAGUUUAAGCAUGUCUACACCAACCACCGUGAAUACAUUAUUUAGAUCGCCAUUUAAAUCAAAACAUGAAGCUAAUGAUAUUGACUAUGAUGAUGAAUUAGCAAAGGAUUUAAAAAAUAAUAGAAAAGAUUCUGCGCAUUCACCCUUCCACAAUGCAAAUGAUGAUAUACACUUGAAACAGAAGAAUCUUUUGCAAUCGCAAAAUCCGACAUUACUAAAAAUUGGAGAUCAGGAAUAUGAAAUACCUUCUAGAAUACCAUCUCCAGACUUGGCUUUGCCGAAUAUACCAAUACUUGACGAUUCACUCACAACUAACCCAACUAGCGUUAAUUAUAACAGUAACUCACAUAAUAAUGCAAUGCCUUUGAAUAUGCCAGCAAAUGAUGAUACAUCAAUUCCAAUACCUUUAACCAAGUUUGCAUUUUCUCAUAUUUGGCAAGAGAGGCAGCGCCGUGGAAGCUUACCAGAAGCAUCUAUAACAUCAAAAUUAGCACAAUCGAAUAAAAAGCAACCAGCUGAAAACAUUAAAUACUUUGAUACCUCAUCAAACCAAUUGCCACAAUCAGGUUCCAGAGCCCGUUACAAUAGUGAGCCCACAAAUAUUAUAAAUGAAGAUAAAAACAAGAAUAACAACAACUACCUCAAUAAUAUUUCUAAUCAUUAUAAUAUCCCUAACUGUAAUUCACCAUUUCCCCCAAAUAUCCAAACACAUAAAAUGUUUUAUUGCAAUAGAUUAUCAACUUCUACAACACUUUCUACUGAGCCACCAUUUGCACCAGGUGAUAUGGAUUCAGUCUUAAUACCCAGAGUUUUAUACAUGCCUUGGUGUACAGCAACAAUAAAAUCCUUCGCAGAAUUUUUCUUCACGGGCCAGAUUAAUCCAAAGUGGGAGUUAGCACCUGUUAUAUUAAAUUUAUUAGUGAUUUCGAAAAUUUAUAAAGUACCUCUAUUGUAUGCUUUAGUUCAAGAAGCACUUUAUACAAUAAUAAAAAAAAAGGAAAAUCAUUUGAAGACUGUUGUAAAAUCCAAAAUGAGGCAAUAUCAAACUUUAUUGAAAGACAUCAAAAAUGAGGCAGAUAAACGAUUAUUAAAGGAUUUUUUAACUCAUAACACUAAUUAUAAUAUUUUAGUUGAUUUAGAACGCAUAUUAAGAGAUAAUGAAACCGGAUUUUUCGAUGCUAGUAUAGUACAAAAAAUUAUACCAACAUUAGCAAGCACUUCAGAGAGUGUAGAUCUUUCACAUAUAAAAUCAACGGACGAAAUUUUAAGUCACCCAAAUGAUAAAAACUACAAUACUGACAAUAAUUUUUCACAUCCACACACACAAGGGAAAUAUGUGGAGCCAUUUCUUGAUGACAGUCUUGAACUUAUCGCGAUAUCAAAUAGAAGUAAGCUAAGAAGUACAAACUUAAAUGAACUAAAAAAUGAAACAGUGUCAGGUGCAUCAUUAUUUGAUGAAAACUUUGGUUUUACGAAGGAAAAGGAACUAUAUUUUCAUGAGGAAGAUUUCAUUAUCGAAGAGAGUUCUAUGUCAGAGUCGUCAGACAUUGAGUUAGGAGGGUUUUCUUUAUCAAAAAUUAAAAGGGAAGUUACAAAGAAAGACCCUGAUGACGAUAGUGGUAUUGCAUGCUCCUCUAAAGGUAAACCCUCUACAAGUAAACUGAAUGGCUCUAAUUUUGAUAUAUUUUCUAAUGGUAGUGCUGGUAGCAACGAUGAUGACUCAAUUGACCCACUUACUAAAGAAGAUUUUGAAAUAUUUAAGCCUAAUAAUAAAGACUCCAACAAAAAGCCUGGACUGUUUGGUGACCAUUAUGAAAAGGCUCUAACUUUAGAACAGCUUACUUCAUCAACAACAUUACCUCCAGUAGACUAUAUUAUUAAAUCAAUAUUUCGUUGCUCUGCCCUAGUUGAUGACCCAAUUUUGACAAUUCGCUGUUUAGCUUGUUUGGAAGUAUCAACGACAUUGAAUACUAUUUCACAACGUACUGACAAUGAUUUAGCAAUUGUCCAAUCUCAAAUUGAUUCACUUUAUACCAUACAAUAA
Henningerozyma blattae CBS 6284 is the source of this 4440-nucleotide messenger RNA. RefSeq lists its product as uncharacterized. Gene Ontology annotation, biological process: cell redox homeostasis. Gene Ontology annotation, molecular function: protein binding. Gene Ontology annotation, cellular component: cytosol; mitochondrion. The transcript has a single exon. Bases 1 to 4440 code for a protein of 1479 amino acids. NCBI's taxonomy places the organism in Eukaryota, Fungi, Ascomycota, Saccharomycetes, Saccharomycetales, Saccharomycetaceae. The record is from RefSeq and is a predicted model, not a curated record.